GUAGGAAAGAAGUGCUCAAUUUGCUUUGCUAAGUGAGUUAUUGAGCGCUAAAGUUGACAAUUAUUCAAUUAAGUCAAAAAAACUUUGUCCACCAAAUUUAUAUGUGAAUAUGUGCUGUAUUAGAUCGAUACUUUUUCCUGUUAAAUUCUUUCAUUUUACGCACAACUGCGUCAAUAUUUGGUGGAUUUGAUCGAAGUUUUUUGUUUUCUCUCGCUGACGUAUCGAAAUGCCGACUGUUAUUGCAUUAGACGUGUCUUUGUCAAUGAGAAGACCCGUAUUAACAAAUGGAGCGAACGAUAAUUUACAGAAUGAACCACUGACACGGCGUCAUUUAGCGGUCCACGGUAUAAACGCUCUAUUACAAUAUUUACAAGUUAAUUCGAAGCUGGAAUUUGUUUCAUUGAUUAUAUUUUCAUCAUUGUACGAAGUGGUUUGUCCUUUUACUCGCGAUUAUGACAGCAUACGUGCAAAAUUACAAAAUAUCGAGGAAUGGGACAAGACAUGCAUCCAAAGUGCAUUACGUGGUGUUAAUAAUAUAAUUAUGGCAGAAUGGAGUAACACUACUGCUUGUCAAGUGAUACUAAUUACAGAUGGCAAUCCUGGAGUAGGGCCAAUGUCCUUAGGUCAUUCUUUAAGUUCUUUGAAUAUCACACAAGAUGCAAAUACUUUUCCACUUCCAUUUCCAUUUCCAGCAAAAUUGAGUAUAGUCUGUAUUGGAUCACAACAAGAUCCCAGUUUGCAAAUUGGCCUACCUCUUUAUCAACGUUUGGUUGAUCUAGCUGGCAAUGACAGUGUUGUAUUGGUUCCAGAGUCGCCACUUAAUAAAUAUUCUGUAGCAGCUUGCUUCCAGAAGCUAGCUGAAACAAAUUAUGUUUCCUUUCAAGGAUAUCUAAAGUGUGGCAAUUUAGGUUCCCGUAUUUUAUUAUCACCAGCUCCUAUGCCUUAUACAAAAAAGACUGAUUUUGAAUUAGAGCCAGGUUUGGUAAUAUCAAAGAAUAUUGAGAUAUGCGGAUUCAUACAAGUGAGAGAUGUUGGUAGUCCAAGUUCUAUCUCUAGACACUUGGUAUUACCAUUGGUUACAGAAAAAACUUCGAGCGUUCAGGGCAUAUCUCUAGAAGAAGAUUCGGACACUGACGAGAACGGAGAUGAGGGAAAAAUACCAUCCUUUUGUGUGCUGCUUCACGGAGCAUUAAAAGUAGAAAAUAUGGCAGCCCUUUGUUUGUUAAACAAUGAUUGGUACGGAUUUAUAUAUUCAUGGGCAGAUACCAAGAAGAAAUCUAACUUAAUGUUAACGGUACUCGAACCAGGAUCUGAUGUGGUACCGUGGUUAGGCGACUUUAACAAUCUCGGUCCAAUGGAUUCCAGCAAUGAUUUAGUAGUCGAUUUUCCAGUCAGGCCAACCGAAAAGAGAAGUUACACGCAAAAUGCUCCUUCGUGGAUUCGACAAGUUGGCUUGCAAUCGGAUAUUCAAAAAAUACUGAGACACGCGAGAAAAUUACCGGAGAAAACGCAAAACUUUUACAAGGAGGUGAACAGGUUACGACGCGCAGCGGUGUCAAUAGGAUUUGUGGAAUUAUUGGAAGGAUUAGCGUGUAUCUUGGAGCGAGAAUGUACAUUGUUGCCACCGAAUCUAAAUCCCGAUUGUACAAUUCAGAUGGGACACGUGGCACGAUUGCUCAGAAAACCAGAAUCCAUGGAAAUCAGAUACAAUAUUCCACCCGCGCGAACAAAGUUUUAAACUUACAUCAUGAGUUGUA
Molecule: messenger RNA, 1757 nt
Organism: Pseudomyrmex gracilis
Lineage: Eukaryota; Metazoa; Arthropoda; Insecta; Hymenoptera; Formicidae
Gene: IntS14
Product: von Willebrand factor A domain-containing protein 9
Exons: 7
Coding region: 227-1738 (503 amino acids)
Biological process (GO): snRNA 3'-end processing
Cellular component (GO): integrator complex
Source: RefSeq, a predicted model, not a curated record